Messenger RNA from Symsagittifera roscoffensis, 1098 nucleotides. RefSeq lists its product as uncharacterized. Lineage: Eukaryota; Metazoa; Xenacoelomorpha; Acoela; Convolutidae. Bases 162 to 953 code for a protein of 263 amino acids. The record is from RefSeq and is a predicted model, not a curated record. The transcript has 2 exons.
UUAUUACAAAUACAAAUAGUUCGGCAUUACUUUGUCGUUUGAAAUGUAAAUUUCAUGGUCCUCCAUUAAAUGAAAACGUUGCAUCACAAGUUUCUUGUGCAGUGAGAAUUUUAUCCCGUCAGCUUAAAAUUGGGUAAACUCAUUGAGAUCGAAUUUCAAAAAUGAAGAGCAAGUUGUUUCAAUGUUCGCUGAUCUUCGUGGCAUUUUUCUUCCAAGUCACGGGGGCAAAAACAUUGAAAGAAAAGUGUCCAAAACUGCGAGCUGCUCACAUAGACGACAAGAUGCUUUCAGGCCGCUGGUUUGUGGCGCUGAGGUCUAGUUCGGACCUCAUUGUCGAUCAGGAGGUGACCACCUGCAUAUUUGAGGAGUUAUCUCUUACCGGCAACAAAGGCCAAUGGACAUUGCGCAUGAACGGUACUGGCUUCAGUACAUCAAGUCAGAAAUUCUUCAGCAGCGUCAUCGAAGGACAUCAAAGUGUUGCCAGCAGAUCCGACCACGGAUCUUUCCUCAUGUCCGCUUCGGAGUUCCCCGAGAUCCCUGAAUACAAUUUACUUGUCCUGUAUCUUGAUCAGGAAAUUUGUAUUAUCUAUUCUUGCGUUAUGCUUGAAAAUGUUCCCGCUGAAGUGAUCUGGGUCCUGUCUAGGGCGCGUCAUCCACAAAUUGCCGAUGUCGAGCAAAUGGAACAAAAACUGAAGUCGUUCAAGCCGGAUCAUCUAGACCUGAUCGCAAUUGACCAAUACGAUUGCCAAGAACCUCACUUCGGAGGAUCUGAAAGCGAUACUGAAUAUUCAGAAAACAAAAGGCACAAGUUUUUGUCUCUUCGUCAGAAAGAGAUUAAGACCGAAACGGAAGAAGAUGAUGAGAAGCAAAGGGAUACAACAGAUUGGCAGACAUGUGUCCUGAUCGCGGAGUCCCUAGCCGAGAUUCGUGCAUGCCUUCAAAGAAUUCAUUGAUGAGCAAAGCGUACUAAAAAUCUUCAAUAUUCGGUUUUUGGCGGAAAAUGAAAUUGAAAGACGGCUGAAAUUUGACUCAAGGCUGAAAUUCCACAAUAAAUAAUUUAUCAUUAAAUAAAUCGGCUUAUCAAAAGACUGUAUGUGA